Quercus lobata is the source of this 2247-nucleotide messenger RNA. RefSeq lists its product as uncharacterized. The coding region runs from base 436 to 2247 and encodes 603 amino acids. Lineage: Eukaryota; Viridiplantae; Streptophyta; Magnoliopsida; Fagales; Fagaceae. Gene Ontology annotation, molecular function: DNA binding. The record is from RefSeq and is a predicted model, not a curated record. The transcript has 5 exons.
CUCACUCUCUCCGUCUCACUGCCUCGCCAGUCGCCGCUCGCCCUCUCCGCCUCACUGCCUCUGUACCUCGCCCUCUCCGCCUCACACUCUGCCUCGCCUUCUCUGCCUCGCCCUCUCCGCCUCACACUCUGUCUCUUCCUCUCUGCCUCGCCCUCUCCGCCUCAAACAUUUUUCUUCCUCUCCGCCUCACUCAAGCUCACGGGUUUGAAGUAUUGGGUUUUUUUUUUUCUUUUUGGGUUUUUUCCUUCUCAUCCUUACGGGUUCUCGGUCUCGCCCUCUAAAGUGCUCUGCUCUCUGCUUCUCGGCUUCAUCAGGUUCUCCAUUCCUUCACUUCACUGGACUUCACUGGCUUCAUCUCAGAUUCUCCAUUCAUGUUCUCGGCUUCAUCUUAGGUUCUCCGUUCUGUGACUUCACUGUCUGAAAUUGUUGAGUGAAAUGGAAUCUGCCUCUGUGCCAUCUAAUGAACGUGCUUCUACAACUGGGUCUAAUGCUAAUUCUUCAUCUGUGAGGGCAAAAUGUGAUCCUGCAUGGGAUCAUGUAACUGAAGAGUUGAAAGACGGAAGAAGUAGUUAUAGAUGUAUACAUUGUGGGAAAACUUAUAAAGGAGGGGGCAUUAAUCGGAUGAAAAGACAUCUAGCUGGAAUUAAAGGUGAUGUGGCUGCAUGUAUGGGUGUGCCUUAUGAUGUUAGGUUCCAAAUGGUUGAGAAUUUGAAGGAAAUUUCAAAAUCUAAAGAACAAACAAAAAAGGAUCAAGAAGCAUCUAAUUAUUCGCCAUUAGAGGAUUCACCAGAAUUUGAAGAUGUCCAAGAAAUUACUCCUAGAGGUAGGGGGUUAGGUAGAGGAAAUAGAAGUAGUCCUAGUAAUUUUCCACAAAGAUCCAAUCUUGGCAAGAGAAAGGUUGGUGACAUUGGUAAUUACUUCGCUCCUAGGACAACACCGGGAGCUCAACCUUCUAUUAAAAGUGUGCUUGCUGGCAAAGAAAAGAAGCGGAGGGUUGAUAUGGCUGUAGCUAGAUGGAUGUAUGAUGCUUGCAUUCCAAUUAAUGCUGUGAAUUCUAGUUAUUAUCAGCCUAUGUUCAAUGCUGUAGCUUCUUAUGGUCCUGGAUAUAGAGGCCCAAAUUAUCAUGCCCUUCGAGUGCCUUUGUUGAGAGAAGCAAAAAGAGAAGUUCAAUUGAUUGUUGAUUCUCAUCGUUCAUAUUGGGCUGAUACUGGUUGUACAAUAAUGGCUGAUGGGUGGACUGAUACUAGGCAUAGAACAUUGAUUAAUUUUCUUGUCUAUUGUCCUAAAGGUAUUAUUUUUAUAUGUUCUAUUGAUGCUUCUGACUUGGUUAAGGAUGCUAUUAAUUUAAGCAACUUGUUUGAUGAAAUUGUUAAUUGGGUUGGUCCUGCAAAUAUAGUACAUUUGGUCACUGACAAUGCUGCAAAUUAUGUAGCUGCUGGAAGAAUUUUGUGUGGAAAAUAUAGGAAUAUUAGUUGGUCACCUUGUGUAGCACAUUGCCUAAACCUAAUUUUUAAAGAAAUUGGGAAGAUGGAUCAUGUAGCUAAACUUGCAAAGCGUGCAUCCAAGAUCACUGUGUUCAUCUAUAACCAUGUGGCUUUGCAAGCUUGGUUGAGGACUAGAAAAAAUUGGACGGAAAUUGUGCGUCCAGGGCCAACUAGGUUUGCUACUACUUUCAUUGCCUUAGGGAGUCUUAAGGAACAUAAGCAUGACUUACAAGCAUUGGUGACUAGCAAAUUUUAUGUUGAAUCAAAAUAUGCAAAAGAUAAGAAAGCAAAGGCAGUGGUGAAAAUCAUUCUUGAUAAUCAAUUUUGGAAUGAUUGUCAUGUAAUUGUGCAUAUUAUGUCACCAUUGAUUCGUUUAUUACGCAUUGUUGAUUCUGAUGAAAAACCAGCUAUGGGUUAUGUAUAUGAUGGCAUGUAUAGAGUAAUUGAUGGAAUUAAAAAAAUUUUCAAGGACAAAAAGAGACUAUGGGAGCCUUAUGUUAAUAUUAUCAAGGAUCGUUGGGAUAAUCAAUUCUAUAGAGAUAUUCAUGCUGCUGCUUAUUGGUUGAAUCCUGCAUUCCAAUAUGACACAUCCACUCUUAAUAAGAGGCUAGAGACACAAUCUGCUGUGACAGAUGUUAUUGAAUCAAAAGUUUCAGUUGGUCGGUUGAAGUUGGUGGAGGAAUUAAGGCUAUUUCGAGAGAGUGAACAAACUUUUGGAACUCAACUUGCUCAAGAAUCAGCCAAGACAUCUCAGCCGGUAUAG